Gastrolobium bilobum is the source of this 832-nucleotide messenger RNA. RefSeq lists its product as uncharacterized. The transcript has 5 exons. Lineage: Eukaryota; Viridiplantae; Streptophyta; Magnoliopsida; Fabales; Fabaceae. The record is from RefSeq and is a predicted model, not a curated record. The coding region runs from base 1 to 693 and encodes 230 amino acids.
AUGAUUGAUGAGAUGAGUGCACUUCAGAGUAGUGGUACCUGGGAUCUGGUUCCCCUUCCCUCUGGGAAGUCUGUUGUUGGCUGUCGAUGGAUAUACACGAUUAAAGUUGGUCCGGAUGGUCAGGUGGACCGUCUUAAGGCCCGCUUGGUGGCUAAAGGUUAUACUCAGAUAUUUGGCAUUGACUAUGGUGACACAUUUUCUCCCGUGGCGAAAAUGACUUCUCUAACAGACCAACAUGCCAAGCUUCCACCAACAUUGUCCAUAUUCAGCAACUUUCUGCUAGGUGAAAUAUUUUCACAGGAUCCAUUAAGGGCCAGUGACAAAGCUCUAACAAGCUGUGGACCCUAUAAAAUGAAAGAAGAAGAUGCAAUGGUCUAUAGAAGACCCUAUCUUACUUCUGGUUCCUCAGGAUUUGCACUAAAUGCAAUUAGCAGGACCAUGAAGAAAGACCUCAAGAGGUAUGUGGAGGAUAUGCAGACAAUACUUAAGGACAAAAAUUGGAAAGUUCGAACCACAUUAUAUUGGGGACAAAGAGACCGCUGGUUGAGCUAUGAUGGAGUGGAAGAUUUCUGCAAGGGUUCCAACCAUACACUUAUUGAAGUUCCAAGGGCUGGUCAUCAUGUGCAGGAAGAUUGUGGUGAAGAACUUGGACAACUUAUUUAUGGGAUAAUAAGCAAAAGGAACCAGACAUGAGGGUAUUUUAUAAUUGCUUCUUGAUAUUCUCAAUUUUUUUGUUGCAUGGAUUCCUAUCUCUUCUCUUAAUCCUGAUAAAACUUGAUUAACUCUGCAGAAAGAUAUAUUUUUAUUUAUUUAUUUAUUUUAAUUUCUAUUG